Molecule: messenger RNA, 631 nt
Organism: Bactrocera latifrons
Lineage: Eukaryota; Metazoa; Arthropoda; Insecta; Diptera; Tephritidae
Exons: 4
Coding region: 52-549 (165 amino acids)
Biological process (GO): biological process involved in interspecies interaction between organisms
Cellular component (GO): external side of plasma membrane
Molecular function (GO): carbohydrate binding
Source: RefSeq, a predicted model, not a curated record
UUCGUCUAAGCAAGUACUACAUAAGUUUGGUAUAAAUAAAAAAUAUUAUUAAUGUCGGGAAACAUUUUUUUAUUGCAACUCUUGAUUUCGAUAUUAUAUUUUGCCAGUCUUUUAGCGCAAGAAGGUGAAUAUAAAUUUUCUAAUAGGGAUGCCGACUACUUGGUUGUUAAUGACAUGCAAUCAUGGGAAAAUGCUAAGAAAUAUUGUAAAGAAAAGAAGCAAAUGCAACUAGUUUCUUUCGAGACACAAGAAAAAAUGGUUAAAUUCAUAAUAAAUUUGUAUAAAAGAGACUUUCUACAAAGCGGAAAAGUACAUCCAAACAGUUCUUUUGUAUUCGCUUAUUGGACAUCUGGCAACAAUCUAGCAGACCCCAAUAAAUUCAUAUGGGACACCGUUCAGAUGCCGGUGGAAUAUUUUCAUUGGCUGAAUAAGCACGAAGAAGCACCUGGGGGUCAGGGCUGCAUUUUAAUGGGCCUGAAGACUUUUGGCCGCUGGACCAAUGCAUCGUGUGAUAUGCCUAAUCUUUUUAUCUGCGAGAAGCCUCAUUAACUAUGUAUUGCAAUUGUAAAAUAAAAAUUAUUGUACGAAAAUUGAGAAAUUAAAAAUCAAUAAUAAAUAAGAACAGACAAUA